Molecule: messenger RNA, 1935 nt
Organism: Diaporthe citri
Lineage: Eukaryota; Fungi; Ascomycota; Sordariomycetes; Diaporthales; Diaporthaceae
Exons: 2
Coding region: 1-1935 (644 amino acids)
Source: RefSeq, a predicted model, not a curated record
AUGGCAGCCGUCCAGAACAGCCUGCUGUCCCGCACGAGAUCAGCGCGUGUGCCCGCCCCAAAGUCGACCAAGAACUUGACCUCGACCACCACCGACGCUGCAGCCUCGUCCAAACACCACACGACCGUCGCAUCUUCGCCCACUAACGUCUCGCUGUUUCUCACGAACCUACGCCUCCUUGACUUGGAUCUCCGCCCCGACUGGCCUGGCCUCAACCUCCUAACUCUGACCAACAAAGAUGCCGCCCAGGGCCAGAAGAAGAGGGUCCAAUGCGUCGAGUGGGCGCUUUACCAGCUCUUUGUCCUUUGGGACCCAGAGGAGGCGCGAAAUAAGCUCCAGCCCUUCUUCCCGCCGCUCGAGCAAACCCAGUCCGUCAACCUGCGAGCCGCCCUCCUACGAUGCCUCGAGCAGGCCAAGAAGAAUGGCGUAUUGGGUAGAGACACGGUGCUGCGGAAGACUAUGCUGGACGAAUGCAAGGGCGAGAGACUCGAGGAGGUGCUAGCUGUCUUCUCGUCGGCUGUGUUGAAGAAAGUCGCCACGGAGGAGCAGCUGAACAGCAAAGCCUACCCAGUCGUUGCCCAGACCCUGGCUCUGGAGAAUCGCGGUUAUACUGGGGAGAGGACUGAUCUGAGCAGCCUCAUCAUUGCGUACAAGGUGUCUCUAAAGAAUAGACUGGAUCGGAAGACGGCUUCUCGAGCGCAGUACAACCACUUUGCCCAGCUUCUUGACUCCAAGGAGCAAGGCAUCACCAGCAGACAGGACCGGGCCAACGCAAACGUACACCAGAGCAAGAUACCAAAACUCUCCGCAGCCUCCAAAGAGGAAAUUCGACGCGCGGUUAGGACCAACUGGUCCGGCAAUGACCGAUGGGUGGAGGCUCUGCUAUAUGGAGACACGAAAUCACAGAAAGACGGCGUGCUGACAGCGCCUUUCGACCGCGUCUGGCGUCGCGUGCGGUCAGACCGUCUCGACGAGCUCGAGGACCCCAGCGGCGGGCUGCUCGAGCAGCUCGACAAUCGCGUGCGCGCCCAGCAGGCACGGCUUGACAAGUGGCAGAGCUUUAGGAAGGAGAUGUUCAGCGACGUCGUGGACCAGCCCAAGGAGAACGCGAAGGGUCGCGUUGGCCCGCAGAGAGGCAUUGAUCUUGGUUUUGGGGCCCAUGAAGGACUGCAUCUGGGGCGCAUGAGCCCCAGGAAGCUCACAUCCACGAAGAAGCCACAGCUUACUCCAGAGUACAAGACAUUGUCGCCCGAGGAGAUCCCCCCUUCGCCAACGCAGCAGCAAGCAGACCAGAUCCUCGCAUCCAUGAACGCAGCUUCCCCGUCGCCAGUCAAGCAGGAGCGGCCGCGGCACACCCUCUCCCUCGCAGAGCGGACCCGCCUCUCCAUGGCCCGCGGCUCAAGCGUCGACCUCGACGACGACGACGAGGUAGCGCUGGGCUCGCCCUCGCGGCCCCGCCGGCGAAACACCCCGUCACGAUCACCCACCAAGGGGAGCACCCCCGCGACGCCGACCGCGAUCCCCGAGGACCCGGCGGCAAAUAAUGAAGGCGCCAACACGCCCAAGGCCGAGAAGGAGGAGGACGACAUAGUCGCGCGCACGCGCAAGUCGAUGGCCAACUUCGAGGCGACGCAGCAGCGCGUGCGGCUGGAGAAGGAGAGGGCGGCGCGGCGCGAGGCGCGCAAGAAGAGCAUGUCCAACAAGAGCGGCGAGAUCGCGCGGCAGCCGUACUUCCCGCCGGACACGGUGGACGAGGAAGGGGACGGCGCGGGCGGCGGGGAGGGGGACUCGACGGCGAUGCUGGAGGAGCUGAUCGCCAGGGAGGCGCAGAUGGGCGCGGCCGGGGUGGACUAUGAUUCUGUCUUCCGGAGCAGGCCGCGGAUCAAGGCUAGUCCGCCUAGCACGCCGGCCGGGGACCGGGGUGGGUUUGAGUGA